AUGCAAAUGUUACAGAUGGUGAGGCUGGAACAAAUUGUUGCUGUGAAAUGGGUUUCUGCAAUGGGAUUGCAUUGUGGGUUGUGUAAAAGCUUCAAUCUCCCCAAUGAACCAGUCAAAAACUUAUCAAAGUACAUGAAAAGAACUGGACCAUUUUCAAAAACAACUCCCCUCACCUUCUGCAAAUAA
Messenger RNA from Sphenostylis stenocarpa, 186 nucleotides. The record is from the annotation of a GenBank genome assembly. Lineage: Eukaryota; Viridiplantae; Streptophyta; Magnoliopsida; Fabales; Fabaceae.